GCCGGCCAUUCCCUCCGCACAAACCCACCCAGAUUUCAUUCCCCAUUCCCCCAAAACUAGGUCUCGGCCUCUCUCCCCCUCUCCGGCGCGCGCACGUACGCCUCAGCCUCCGCGGCCUCGUCGGUGCCUGCCAGGCAUGCAGCUAAGCUAUAUAUAUCGCGCAAUUUGAGGCAUUUUGAGACUGCUCGCACAUGCUGGGAGAACGGCACCAGUGCUAGUUAGCACCUCAGUUUGGUUUUGGCUUCUGAUUUUGUGAGAUCUUUAUCACUCAACAUUCAAUAGCACUUCAUGCCCUAAUUAUAAUAGCAGCGAAUGCAAGGAAGCAACAAGCUGAAUGCUGGCUCCAACUGCAAUGACAAGCUGCCAAAAGUCAACUGGCCACAUCAUGCAAAUGCUAUACAAAGCUCCCUUAGCAAAGGUGACUUUCUGAGUUCAAGCUUUCUGUUCUCUUUACCAACACAAAGGGCAAAUCCAGAAGCAAACUGCAAUACAAUGCAUUCUUUAAGGUCCGCUGCUUGUAAAAUUCAAGGCCCAGAACGUCUUCAAGUUCCAUGGAUCGAGAAGGCCUGGCGUUCUGUGUGUAACACCCAGGUGACCUGUAAGAAUUAUUUAAGACCUGGUUUAUCUGCAAAAGUGAAAGAUUGUGGCAGGGAUUUUGCUCUUACUUAUGCAGCAGAUUCUUCAUACAAUGCCAAAAAACUGGAUAAUGUGCCGAAAAGUACAAUUCUCUCUGAGGGAAGUCUGCAUCAACGCACUGAAAGUGGUAUUCUGGAGCAAAAUAGCAGUCAUCGGACCUGUACGAUGGCUUACCAGAGCAAUCAUGUGGUUGGAACAACAUAUCAGAGCAGUUUCGCCAGAACUGAUGCUAUGUCAUGCCAGACUGUUCCUGUUGCUGAUAACAUGUGUGCUGAUGAUAAGUUAGAUGCCAUGGAUGAUGACGAGAUUCUGGCGAGUAUUGACGUGGACCGCAUAGUUAUGGAACAUUAUGAAGCAACAAAUACACCCAGAGGGUUAGCAUCCCGACAAAUGUCAACUCCAUCAGGAAACAAGUUUAACUUCACAGGUUUAGACGAGAACAGUUUACCACAAGAACUCUCUGAAAUUUGCAGUCAUGGUUACAAGUUAGCUUUUUGCCCAGAGGCGAAUUAUCAUUUGCAAGGGAUGAAGGAUCAGUUGAUUUCAGUAUCCAAUAAACUUCUUGAUGGUUCUGGGGAACUCAGUCCUCAACAUUCUGAAGAGCUUCGUCAACAGCGUGCACAUCUAAAUAAACAGAUUCAGAUACUUGGGGAUUAUAUGGCGAGGCCAACCCAAGACGAUGAGCGGAAGAGAUCACACUCUAUGGCCUCCACAACAGCUGCAGAAGGGCAUCGACCCCCUAUGACCCCAAGCACUUUUGUGGACAAUAAUAGAUCCCAAUCUCAGUUUUAUGAUACGAAUGGACCCUGGGACGGUGGCUCAUGCUACACUCCUGCUCCAUGUCCCUACAUGGAUAGUAACAUACCGUUAACAUCGGUACAGAGAGAUUACACCCGUAGAAAUAUAGAUAUUAGCUACACUGAUGGUUCUGGUGAUAAGAAGUGGAGCAGCACAGAUUUUCCAUGGACUAAGGAACUUGAGGUCCACAACAAGAGAGUAUUUGGAAACCGUUCUUUCCGCCCAAAUCAGCGAGAAAUAAUUAAUGCCACAAUGAAUGGGAGUGAUGUUUUUGUUUUGAUGCCAACUGGUGGUGGAAAGAGUUUGACCUACCAGCUUCCAGCUCUCAUUGAGGAGGGCAUAACGCUAGUAGUUUGUCCUCUUGUUUCACUCAUCCAGGACCAGAUCAUGCAUUUAUCGCAGGCAAAUAUCCCUGCAACUUAUCUCAGUGCCAAUUUGGAAUGGACAGAACAGCAGAGAAUAUUAAGAGAUCUAAUGUCUCCUACAUCUACAUGUAACUAUAAGUUACUGUAUGUUACUCCAGAAAAAAUAGCUAAGAGUGAUGUUCUACUGAGACAAUUGGAAAAUUUAUAUUCACGAGGUUAUCUUUCUAGAAUUGUUAUUGAUGAAGCUCAUUGUGUAAGCCAGUGGGGACAUGAUUUCCGACCUGAUUACCAGCAUUUAGGUGUCUUGAAACAAAAGUUCCCAGAGACACCAGUCCUGGCCUUGACUGCAACAGCAACUGCGAGUGUAAAGGAAGAUGUUGUGCAAGCUCUAGGCCUAGCAAACUGUGUUGUUUUCAAACAGAGUUUUAAUCGUCCCAAUCUGAGGUAUUUUGUGAUGCCCAAGACAAAGAAAUGCCUCGAGGAUAUAGAUCGCUUUAUCCGUGAAAAUCAUCAUAAAGAAUGUGGCAUCAUAUAUUGCCUUUCAAGAAUGGACUGUGAAAAAGUGGCUGAAAAACUGAGGGAAUAUGGGCACCAAGCAUCACACUAUCAUGGUAACAUGGAGCCUUUUGAUAGAACACAAGUUCAGAGGCUGUGGAGUAUGGAUAAGAUAAACAUAAUCUGUGCUACAGUUGCAUUUGGGAUGGGUAUCAAUAAACCCGAUGUCCGUUUUGUUAUUCAUCAUUCCCUUCCCAAAUCAAUUGAAGGGUACCAUCAGGAGUGUGGACGUGCUGGUAGAGAUGGACAACGCUCAUCUUGUGUGCUGUAUUAUAACUAUUCUGACUAUAUUCGUGUCAAACACAUGAUUACACAAGGAUCUGCAGAGCAAGUAAGAUCAAGCUCUUCGUCUUCACAUGGGCAAGCACUUGCAACACACAAGGAGAAUCUCUUGUGCAUGGUUAGUUACUGCGAAAAUGAUGUGGAUUGCAGACGUUUACUUCAACUGAUACACUUCGGAGAGACUUUUGAUCCAUCACAUUGUGCAAAAACAUGUGAUAAUUGCAAAAAAGGAUUGAGAUGGAUUGAAAAAGAUGUGACCAAUAUUGCCAAGCAAUUGGUCGAGCUGGUCUUGGCGACAGGGCAGCCAUGUUCAAGUUCUCAUAUUCUUGAAGUUUACAGGGGUUCCUUGAACCAAAAUGUCAAGAAGAACCGUCAUGAUAUGUUGCCUCUUCAUGGAGCUGGAAAGCAUCUAGCUAAAGGUGAGGCAGCAAGAGUACUACGGAAUCUAGUAACUGAGGGAAUACUUGCUGAGGAUGUCAAAAAGAGCGAUACAUAUGGAUCAGUAUCAUCUGUUUUAAAGGUGAAUCAGGUUAAAGUUGGUGGUCUUCGCUCUGGCAAUCAGAUCGUCCUUAAGUUUCCCACUCCUGACAAGGCCCCUAAGAUGGGGAAACUUGACGAAUCAUCAAUCUCACAAGUCAAUAAGCCUGUUCAACGGCAGAGUGAAAUGGAUGAGAAUUUUUCAUCGUUGCUCUAUGAAACUUUAAGAAUCCUUAGGUCUCAGAUAGCAGAGGCUGCAGGAUGUGGUGUACACCACAUAUUUAAUAAUGAAACACUGAAGGAAAUUAGCACUCGGGUACCAAGGACAAAAGAAGAACUUUUGGAGAUAAACGGCAUCGGCAAGGUGAAGCUCAACAAGUAUGGAGAUCGCGUACUUGCAACCUUAGAGGAGUUUCUCAACCAAUUUUCAAGCGGAAGCAAGAGAAGCAGCAGCAGCGGUGGCAGCAACGAGCAAAACGAGGCCGUGAAGAAGCGAAGGGGCUUCACCGCCAUCGACACCUCUGGGAACGGCAAUGACUUUGAAGAACGCACAGUUCAGUCCAAGAAACACGCAGGAAAGACACAAAACAGCAAGCAGGGAAUAGCCGAUGCUGCAAGCGUGAUCCAAGACAUCCGCUAUAUAGAUGUUGACUUGGACGGAUGCGAAGAUGUGGAUGAAGAGCUGUGCAGCAGUGUCCAACAGCCCGUGGCCUCUGGUAGGGUUUUGCCCAAGUGGUCAGCCGGCGGUAAUGCCCCCCCACCUAAUAUAUUUGAAGAAUUUAAAUACACCAACUAGGCUUGUAGGCAUGUAAGCCGUCAUAUAUAUAGGUCUCGUGUUCCGGGGUAGUAGUUUUUGUAGGCUGUAGCGCAUGUAACAUGGUAUUCUUCUGUGGGGAAAUCCGGAUUCGGCGGGCAUGGAAAUGUAUGUACCACAUUUGCAGUAAGAGACAAGUGUGUAAUUGGAAGUGCCCGUUGUAUCCACUUGGUGUAAUUUAUUUACGUGACGGUGUCUGACGAGAA
This is a messenger RNA of Hordeum vulgare subsp. vulgare (domesticated barley), 4133 nucleotides long. Its product is annotated as ATP-dependent DNA helicase Q-like 4A. Gene Ontology annotation, biological process: DNA replication; double-strand break repair via homologous recombination. Bases 313 to 3909 code for a protein of 1198 amino acids. Gene Ontology annotation, molecular function: 3'-5' DNA helicase activity; nucleic acid binding; four-way junction helicase activity. Gene Ontology annotation, cellular component: cytoplasm; nucleus; chromosome. Lineage: Eukaryota; Viridiplantae; Streptophyta; Magnoliopsida; Poales; Poaceae. The record is from RefSeq and is a predicted model, not a curated record. The transcript has 25 exons.